Messenger RNA from Lolium perenne, 1217 nucleotides. RefSeq lists its product as uncharacterized. NCBI's taxonomy places the organism in Eukaryota, Viridiplantae, Streptophyta, Magnoliopsida, Poales, Poaceae. The record is from RefSeq and is a predicted model, not a curated record.
AGUGUGGGGGCCUGCGAACAUGGAGGAGCAGGAGCUGAAUGAGCUUGAAGGCGGCAUCAAGGCCUUUUUCGCCAAGCACAAGAAUGUGCGUCAGAACACGCGGAAAUUGCACGAAGAUUUGCGCACCCACGUGCUGGAGCAGAGACAAGAAAUUGAACUGCUUCAAACCAGGGACGCGGAUAAUCAGAAGGCCAUUGCGCUGCUGGAGACCCGUAUCAAGGGUUUUGAAGAUGAUAUUGCCAAACGCCCCUCAAUCGACUCCCUUUCCGCCAAGAUAGAAGUACUUGAAGCAGAGAAUGAAACUCCCAAGAAAUUCAUGAAGGAAUCCUCCGAGGAGGAGUCCAAGAAGAAAAAAGAACUCUUGGAGAAACAUGCCCAAGAGCUGUCGGAUCUCGCUGAGAAACUGAAGAAAAGUCAACAGCGUAUCCAGACCUUGGUCGCGAAAAACAAGGAGUACGAGGCGGAGGCGGAGGCCAUUGAUAAAAUGAUCUUCCCGAGCCUUGGAUUUGAGUGGACUAAGGAUGCCACUCUGAAAAGGACUGAAGCGUAUGAGGAGGCACAGAACUCUAUUGACAACCUCUUCGAGGCGUGUCACGGAGUCGCCAAGUCGCUAUCCCUGAAGAGAGUCGGAACCACGGUGAUCGAUACCAUGACCAAGCUUAUCAAGCAGGUGCCGGAACUCAUCAAGGAUUGGCAGGAGUCUUCUGCUCGCGGAGUUGCUUCCCUCGUGUUGGCGACGUGCAAGGCGCACUUCCCCACCAUGAACUUUGCUGACGUCUCGCGCGGAGCCCCCAAAGGCACCAAUAUGAGGGCCCUCCUCGCGGAGACCCAAGGGUAUGAUCGGCUCUUUGUCGGACGAGUUAACCACUCGUUUUGGUACAAUAAGCAUGAUCUUCCCGCGGGGUUCUCUGACGCGGAGGAUGAAGAUGAGGAGGACCUCCCCGAAGACGAUUUCGCUGAGGAAGGCUCCGGGUCAAGCGCGGAUCACGACGAAGAGGGCUCCGGCGAUGACUCUGGUGAUGGCUCCGCCUACGUUGCUUCUGAUGUGGAGCAAUCCUCCGAGUAGAGCCUGCGAGGCAGUUAAAAACUGAUGCAUCAUUUUGGCCCCGAAGUGGGUUUGUAAUAUAACUUUAAAUUUUUAAGUAGCUAGGGACGAAACAGCUAUGCAUGGGCGGAAAAUACUUAUCCUGCUAUCCUUUAAUAUUAUUUGCAUGUUU